Molecule: messenger RNA, 717 nt
Organism: Mesitornis unicolor (brown roatelo)
Lineage: Eukaryota; Metazoa; Chordata; Aves; Mesitornithiformes; Mesitornithidae
Gene: NANP
Product: N-acetylneuraminic acid phosphatase
Exons: 1
Source: RefSeq, a predicted model, not a curated record
GGGCCCUCUUGUCCGCCCAAGGUGAUCAAUGCUCUGCAAUCAAAGCACCACUACGGGGAGGGAGAAGCCCGCGUCAUUUGCGACAAGGUCCAGGCCAAGCUCCUGAAGGAGUGCCACGACCCCGCCAAGAUGUGCAUCACCGACCUGCGGAUCUCUCACUGGGAGGAAGCGAUCCAAGAGACAAUCGGGGGGGAGGUGAACCGAAACCUGGCCGCCGAGUGCUAUUUCUUGUGGAAAACCACCCGGCUUCAGCACCUGACCCUGGCCGAGGACACGCGGGGCAUGCUGACCGAGCUGCGGAAAGGGGUCCGCCUGCUGCUCCUCACCAACGGCGACAAGCAGACGCAGCGGGAGAAGAUCGAGGCGUGCGCCUGUCAGCCCUACUUCGAUGCCAUCGUGGUGGGAGGAGAGCAGAAGGAGGAGAAACCGGCGCCAUCCAUCUUUCAUUACUGUUGCGAUCUCCUGGGGGUGCAGCCUGCCGAGUGUGUGAUGGUUGGUGAUUCUCUAGAUACAGAUAUACAAGGAGGCCUGAAUGCUGGCUUGAAAGCAACUGUCUGGUUAAAUAAAGCAAUGACUACCCCGGUAGAUACCUCCCCAGUACCUCAUUAUAUUAUUUCUUCUGUUCUGGAUCUUCCAGCAGUUUUACAGAAGAUGGAGCACAAAAUUAAUGCUAAAUUAGGAACUGAGCAUAUGGCUAGUAAUAACGAAGCACAUUGA